Molecule: messenger RNA, 369 nt
Organism: Medicago truncatula (barrel medic)
Lineage: Eukaryota; Viridiplantae; Streptophyta; Magnoliopsida; Fabales; Fabaceae
Product: multifunctional methyltransferase subunit TRM112 homolog A
Exons: 1
Coding region: 1-369 (122 amino acids)
Biological process (GO): tRNA methylation; rRNA (guanine-N7)-methylation; peptidyl-glutamine methylation
Molecular function (GO): protein heterodimerization activity
Source: RefSeq, a predicted model, not a curated record
AUGGGACUGUUAACACACAACAUGCUAUCAUCAAACAUAAGAGGCGUAGUGAACGGUUUUCCAUUACGGAUCGAAGCAGUGAAAGUGGUUGAAAAGAAUGUGGAAAUGAAUACAGAUUUUCUCAAGAACAUGUUUGAGAAGAUUGAUUGGAAGGCUUUUGUUGAAGCUUCAAUAUCCAUGGGAUAUACUGAAUUACCUAAGGAAGCUGAUUCUUCUUUGUUGGAUUCUGAUGAUUUUUUGAAUAGGUUUCAUCACGCGCUUUUGGAACUUCACCUUGAAGAAGGUGCUCUUGUUUGUCCUGAAACUAGAAGAAGGUUUCCUGUUAGUAAGGGUAUUCCUCAUAUGCUUCUUCAUGAAGAUGAAGUUUGA